AUGUGCAGUAAAACCAAGAAUAGCGAAGCCCUGAAGGUGGUGGUAAGAUGCCGCCCAAUCAACAGGAAAGAAGAAGCAGCUGGCUACGACAGGAUAGUGGCCAUGGAUGUCAAACUAGGGCAGGUGACCAUUCGGAAUCCAAGGGCGAACCCUGGGGAACUGCCAAAGACGUUUACCUUUGAUGCCGUGUAUGAUGCCAGUUCCAAGCAGACAGACUUAUAUGAUGAGACUGUCAGGCCUCUCAUCGAUUCUGUCUUGCAAGGGUUUAAUGGCACCAUAUUCGCCUAUGGACAGACUGGCACCGGCAAGACCUACACCAUGCAGGGUUUCUGGGCUGAGUCAGAUAAAAAAGGGGUGAUUCCGAAUUCUUUCGACCACAUUUUCACCCAUAUCUCUCGAUCCCAAAAUCAGCAAUAUUUGGUGAGGGCAUCUUACCUGGAGAUCUAUCAAGAGGAAAUACGUGACCUCUUGUGUAAAGACCAGAGCAAGAAGUUAGAACUUAAGGAGAAUCCUGAAAGUGGAGUAUAUAUUAAGGACCUGUCUUCUUUUGUGACCAAAAAUGUGAAGGAGAUAGAACAUGUUAUGAAUUUAGGUAACCAAGCUCGGUCGGUGGCCUGCACAAACAUGAAUGAGCACAGUUCGAGGUCCCACGCGAUCUUUGUUAUCACCAUAGAGUGCAGUGAACUGGGUGUGGAUGGGCAGGAACAUAUCCGAGUUGGGAAACUCAACCUGGUGGACUUGGCUGGCAGUGAAAGACAAAGCAAAACAGGAAUGAAUGGAGAUAGGCCCAAGGAAGCUUCAAAAAUCAACCUUUCUCUAUCCGCACUGGGUAACGUGAUAUCAGCGCUGGUAGAUGGUCGCAGCACCCACAUUCCCUAUAGAGACUCCAAACUGACCCGUCUUUUACAGGACUCUCUAGGUGGCAAUGCUAAAACCAUAAUGGUGGCCACCCUAGGCCCAGCCUCCCACCACUACGACGAAACUUUGUCCACUCUCAGGUUUGCCAACAGGGCUAAGAACAUCAAGAACAAGCCAAAAAUUAAUGAGGACCCCAAGGACACUCUGCUGAGGGAAUUCCAGGAAGAGAUUGCCAGGCUGAAGGCCCAGCUAGAAAAAAGGGGGAUGCUCAGCAAGAAGCGCCGACGGAACAGCCGCAGGAAAAAGUCGGUGGAUGGGGAGUCUAUUCCAGAUACAGAGGCUGAGGAGGAGAAUGAAGACAACCUCAUUGAGAAAAAUGUAGGGAGCUACUUGAAGGAACAAGCUGAGAGGUUGCAGCAGGAGAAAGCAGCUAUCCAGGAGGACCACAGCUUGUUGGAGGAGGAAAAGAUGAAGAUGAUUGAAGAGAAGGAGAAGAUGAUGGAGGAUUUAACAAAGGAGCAGAAAGCAACAGAGAUGCUGGCGGUGAAAUUCAAGGUAAUUCUUUUUCAAUAUAGACACAAACCCAUCCUAAUAAUUAUACAGUAUAUUUGUAUGGCAUGA
Messenger RNA from Staurois parvus, 1479 nucleotides. Lineage: Eukaryota; Metazoa; Chordata; Amphibia; Anura; Ranidae. The record is from the annotation of a GenBank genome assembly.